CGCAGAUGGAUUAGGGAAAUGCCCUAACUCCAUCUUCAUCCUCUCACGUGACUGUUGUUCUUCCCGCGACUGCUGUUCUUAACUCCAUCGAGAAUCGCCGUAGAAGGGAUGGAGGCCGCCGCCGCGCCGCGACUGCUGUUCAAAAUCAAAUACACAGAAGCGGAUUUUUCCGGCCAGACAAAGGGGAUUAUCAAUGGAGACGCUGGUCCUUUUCCACCCUUCACCGAAACUCCAACCGCCGCCGCUGCGGCCAAAUCUCUUCCACUCUCCGACGACAACUACGAUCCCUUCAAACGCCUGCUUCCAAUUUCCCCAACCCACUCGUCUCCGCCGCGGCACCAAGUCUACCCGCCGGAUAGCGCCCUCAGCGUCGUUCAGAAACGGAAGCGAUGCUCCAGAAACAGGGUGCCCUGUCCCUGUCGAUCAGCAACCCAUAAACGAGUACCAGAGCCUCUCCACCUCCUUCCCUUUCUCUUGGGCCUCCGGCGACAUCGUCGAGUACUGCUCCCGCCUUUUCGUCACCGGCGCGUCUUUCGCUCUGUUCGUGGGCCUACCCGUCUCCUGGUUUGGCUCCGUCGGCCCGCAAUUGGACCCUUUGAAACCGAUCUUUGCUGCCCUCUCCAGCGGGAUUCUCGAUGGAGUUAAGAACAACAGUCGCGGGAAGAACAGCAGUCGCGGGUGAGAGGAUGAAGAUGGAGUUAGGGCAUUUCCCUAAUCCAUCUGCGAUUUAAUUUUCAGGGGGGUUGGGUCUCGGGUCUGGGUUUAGGGUGAAUUAAUUGGGUUGGUUCUUGGGUUGGGCAAGUAAGGCUGAGUUGGCGGGUAAGGCUGAUUUGGCGGGUCGGGUCGGGUCGGGUCGUCUUUUUUUAAUGUUUAAAUGUGCUGACUGUGUAUUUCUGUUAGCCACGUCAUCACUUAACGGCCGUCAUUAACGGAGUCUAACGGAGGUUAACGGAGAGUGACCGAACUUGGACUGUUGAACUAAUUCGAGUGACUAUAAAUGGAAUAAAUCAAU
This is a messenger RNA of Linum trigynum, 1012 nucleotides long. The record is from the annotation of a GenBank genome assembly. NCBI's taxonomy places the organism in Eukaryota, Viridiplantae, Streptophyta, Magnoliopsida, Malpighiales, Linaceae.